GUUUUACCGAUUGAAUUUGAAAUUUAAUAAUUUGAAUUUAGCACGAAAACAGUAGUCGUUUGAUAUAAGUAAUGAAACAAAAGAAUUUCGUAGUGUAGUUAUACGAUUUAUAUACAAUCGUUAUUUAAAUAUUAUUUUUAUUGACCUUAAUAACAAAAGUAUUUUAAUAUGAAUUUAAAUAUUGUAUAUGAAUCCUCGAAUAUAAAUGACGUAAAAACUAGAUGUUUAAAUGAAAAAAAUGUAACAACACAAAUAUUCACGAAUUCUACAUUUAAGCCUAUUUUUCUCGAAAAAGUAAAUUUUGGAAAUGUACCUUUGGGAAACACUGUACAUCAUCUUAUAUUAAUACAUUCUGCCCCAAAUAAAAAAGUUUCUUUUGUAGUUUUACCAUUUACAAAAAAUCCUUGUAUUGAUAUUUAUCCAUUAGAAGGAAAUGUAAAACCAGAUUGUAAACCUGCAGAAAUUAUGAUAAUUUAUAGACCUUUAAGUUAUAUUACUUUGAAUUUUGAAUUACAAAUAUAUAUACCUGAACUAUCCAAAACACAUGUAGUAACAUUUUAUGCACAUACUAAACCAAGAUUGAAAAGAAAUCUACAUGAAAAUACAUAUAGACAUAAAAAAUGUAUAGAAACUAAGAUAAAUAAACUAACUAAGAAAAAACCUAUUCUAUUAAAGAAAAUAUAUCCUACAUUAGAAAAUAAACAAAGAAUAGAUACGAUAUAUAAAGGAUAUAAACAGUAUGAAAAAAGAUCUUUAAAAUGGUCGUACAAAAUUCAUAUGAUGCAAGUAGUAAAUCAUAUAUAUGAUAAAUACUAUGAAAACUUUUGUAAUGAACAUGAAUUGAGAGAUAGGUCCCUUAAAUAUUUAUUUAGUAGAAAUGAUUGAACAUAAAUUAAAAUUACAAGGUUUAUUUUUAUAUAAAUCAGAAGUCUAUCGUAAAGAAAAUAAUCGAGCAAUGAUUCAUCAUAAACCAAAAAUUGGUUUUAAUGCCAAAUUUCUUUCUAUUGAAGAACUACAAAUAAUUAUGAUGGAACGCAAAUUUAAUUGGAAUUAUUACAAAUGUUCAACAAUUACAACACAGUUUAAAGAGUUAAUUAAUAGAGAUAAAUCUAUAAAAAUAAAACAAAGAAUACUUAGAAUUGCUUUAAAAGUAUGUUUUAUCAUAUUGCUUUAUUCUUGAUAAAUACAUGAACUAUUUUUUCUGUUUUAUUUCAGUAUCCUGAAACUACAAUUCCAUUAGAUACCAAUAAAAAAUGGUCUUUAUAUUAUUGUAAAAUAAACAUUUUUAUUGAAGCUGCCCGCAAGAUCAUUUUAAAAAAUCGAUUAAUCAAAAUUCUUAAAAAGUUAAAUAAUUUAACAUUUUCUCAAACAGAAA
Vespa velutina is the source of this 1375-nucleotide messenger RNA. RefSeq lists its product as uncharacterized. The record is from RefSeq and is a predicted model, not a curated record. Bases 169 to 885 code for a protein of 238 amino acids. The transcript is spliced from 5 exons. NCBI's taxonomy places the organism in Eukaryota, Metazoa, Arthropoda, Insecta, Hymenoptera, Vespidae.